Messenger RNA from Chara braunii, 4968 nucleotides. Lineage: Eukaryota; Viridiplantae; Streptophyta; Charophyceae; Charales; Characeae. The record is from the annotation of a GenBank genome assembly.
GCACAACGUAUACAGUCUAGAUUGCGGGAAUGGGACAAAAUCGAUCCCAGUGACAAGGAGCGUCGGAUGCAGAUAAACCGGGAGCUAAAUGAGCUGUUGGCCUCUGAGGGCAUCCAUAMCGAAGGCGAAUUGGAGGGGGAGGGUGGGCAUGUACACUCAGCCUCACAGUUCCCGCCGCCAUCGUCCUUGCCCGGUGACGCUGGCGAUGGUACUUUGGCCCCAGAGGAGUGGGAAACGUUCGCAUUGCUCGAUGGGCCAGGAGAAGGCGACGACCUAGCGGRAGUGCGACGAAGGAGAGAGCGCGCAGCCCGACGGAAGAUGACUGCGGAGCAGAAAGACCGGCUGUUGCAAGAAAUGCCACAUCUGGUGUGGUAUGUCCAUCUGAAGCAGCAUCCCUUACUGCCUGCUGUGUGCUCUUUCCUCCGAGAUGGCGACUGCAACUGCGGGCUUCCCGGCAAUUGGUUCCUGACGACGGAGAAGCUGAUUCAGCUCGCUCUCUCGCCUGAUCGUAAGGCGGCUAUCAAUGCCUCCUACCCCGUCUGGCAAUCCAGACCGUUGAACGUAAGCCAAGAGAUGGCCCUGGACGCACGGGGACGGUUGGUCAAGUCCCGCGACGAGAAGGCUUGCUACUUGAUCGUUGACAACCAGAACGGAGGUUUCCAGACGAUCGUGGAUAUCGUUGGGGAUCACAGCUCCAUGGAGUGCAGAGAACGAGCGGCCGCAAUCAUCUGGCAUGUGUCGAAUGUUACGGGAGAUACUGCCUCCAACAACGACAACACAGAAGGCCGUCCUUACGAUCCUCUGCGCGACGUUUCAGUCUCUCGAUUGGCAAAGGCAGGGAUCAACCUCCUGAGCGCCGCGGUGCGACAACCAUCGCCGGAGCUGCAGGAGAACGCAAUGGGCGGGUUGCUCCACCUCGCCCAUUACCACGGAAUCAAGGAGUUGGUCUUCUCUGGGAAAGAGGGCAAAACCCGCAUCGAGCAMGUGGUACAAAUGGCCGCCAACGCCUUGACAAACAACACCUGUCUGUAUGCGCUGUACCUUCUGGGGGUCAUCGUGUUCCCGGCCCGRGGGUAUGCCAGUUAUCAGCACCUUGACUCCGUGAGGAGCUUCGAGGAGCUUGACAGAUGGGCUGCAGGCCCGACGCAGAGGCCCCGGCGUCGCCGAGAGUCGCUGGACAUCAACGGYGGCGUCCASCGGCUGUGGAUCCAGCCCGCCCGCGCCUGCUUUCGAGAGUCGAGAGCGCUUCCCGAGCUGAUUAAUCUGGCGCUGUCGCAGGGAAGCUCUCGCGAUUCCAAGGAGUUGGACCUCUACGAUGUUGCUGGUGAAUUCUCGAAUCUUGCUAUCCAGAUCUUGAGGUCUGGUAUGCAAGACACAGACAAGCGAGGCCCAAUCACUAAAGGAGAGGCGUCAGAUAAAAUUCCGGAUGAGGUUCCACGUGGCGGAGUUGAUGUGCUGACAGCGAUGGUGGAUUUAGUUAGGAGUGAUCUAUUAUACGAACAUGCAGAUAAGCAUAUUGAUUUCGUAGAGUGGGAGGCCAUACUUGAGGAGCCAUUGCGCGGGCAUCAGGGUCCUGUGACUCUGCCAUCUCCAGCCUAUGUUAUGAAACCACCUGCUGCUACCCCACCAUCUCCACCCUCUGUUACCCCUCCCCCUGCGCCACAGACAUAUCCGGCCUCUGGUGUAAUGGUUCCACCAUCAGGGUCCCCAUCUCCAGCCUCUGUUUUAGAUAGACCUGGAGCCCAGCCAUCUGUGCGUCGAUCGUUGCCUACUGCAAGGGCUCUAACAGGUCCUGUGACUCCGCCGUCUCCAGCCUAUGUUAUGGAACCACCUGCUGCUACCCCAGCAUCUCCACCCUCUGUUACCCGUCCCCCUGCGCCACAGACAUAUCCGGCCUCUGGUGUAAUGGUUCCACCAUCAGGGUCCCCAUCUCCAGCCUCUGUUUUAGAUAGACCUAGAGCCCAGCCAUCUGUGCAUCGAUCGUUGCCUAGUGCAAAGGCUCUAACAGGUCCUGUGACUCCGCCGUCUCCCGCCUCUGUUAUGGAACCACCUGCUGCUACCCCACCAUCUCCAGCCUCUGUUAUGCCUCCCCUUGUGCCACUGCCAUCUCCGGCCUCUGCUAUGGCUCCACCAUCUACUCCAACGCCAGAACCGACGGUUCUGAACAAGUCAUUGUUUGUGAAUGCAUCAGUCAGAGUCGCAAUCUACCACCCAAAGGAGUACGCUAGGUUCGCCACAUCUCGUGAAGACUGUGCGCGAAUCAUCUAUCAUCUGGUGCCGCUGGCGGUCUCUUCUGCCAGUUGCAGUCUCUACUAUAUGCUGGCCGACUUUUGCUGGCCCAGUGGGAAAGCCGAGUGGGUAAGCAUGUCCCUUAGGAGAGCGAAUCUCUCCCUGGAGCAGCAAACUCCUAUCUACCCAGACACGGACGAGUCUCUCGUUGUCACGUACUGGUGGCCGUAUUCCACACCGAACGGAACACGUAUCUCUGGCUCUGGCCAGAUCAGCAACGAGACGAUGGCACGGUUUCUGGGAUUGAAUAUCGCACGGGAUGGGACACAUCUUUUUCUAUUUACGAUUCCCAGUACCGGCGGGGGAGGAUCAUCAACGAUGACGUCGAUAUCAACAGUUAACGGUUCCCGUCUCUCUGUCGAGGUAGGGGAAUUCAACGACGCUACCUUUUCGACGGCCCCAAACAAGACAAGUCUUUACGUGGUGGAGGACGCUUACAAUUCCUCCUUGGCGAUACUUCAUACGCAGCUUAGUGAUUCGGGGAUGCCACUCAGCGUCGACCCCACAAGGAGAGAGAUACGCCCUAAAGAAAGUAGUAUGGGUUCCAGGGCUAGAAGCAUGCAGCUGUUCUUCCAGAGCGGCAUUGCAGACGGGAGGUGCUUUUACUUCUCCGACACAACCCAGAACAAUGUGUGGGGAUUCGAUCCCUUGACCUAUGAGUAUACUCUCAUCGCGGGAACGGGACAGGAGGGCGCCGCUAAUGGGGAUGGCCGCAGUUCUUCGUUCAGAUGGAUGACACAUUUAGCGACAACUCCGGAUGGGUGCAAUGUCUUUGUCACCGAGGACCCAAAUGACGAACGCCCCAGCUCCGUUCGCUGGCUACAGCUUGAUUCUCCCUGCACCACGGCCACAUCCGUCUCAACCGUCCUCGAGGCUCCUCGUCGUAGUGGGGGGUUUAAGAGCUUAGCGCUGCAUGAUUAUGAUAGUGGCAACCGUCUCAGACUCUACGUAGGAACCGAUGAUGCGGUUAUUUACGAGUUGGAAAUGAACAAGUCUACCCUACCCACAUGUGCACGUCCUCCUCCCCACCGUGACCCCAUCAUCCCUGAUUGGGUUUCCCGCAUUGCGAUCUCUAUUCUUGUGGGAUUCGCAUUGGUGGUGACCAUUGCCAUUUUUGUUCUAGUUAUCGUCAGGCGGCGGAGAAGGCAUCCCCCAGCAGCUGAGGAGGGGCCGGGGGGCGGCCGGGUAUCACUGUUCCUCAGCAGCUGUACCAGCAUGUCGACAAGCACAACAUCGGGGUCGGGGUCGGGGUCGGAGUCGGGGUCGGGAUGGGAGAGGCGGGGGAGGGAUAUCAACUUGUCUCAGAUAAGGCAGUUUGAUUUAGCGACCUUGUCGCUCUGUACUUGUAAUUUCGACGAUCGCUAUCGGAUCGGGCAGAAGGGGGCAUUCGGGGAAGUAUACAGGGGCAAUAUCGACGGUAAGGAGGUGGCAAUCAAGGUGAUGGCCGGCGAUCUCACGAGGGAAAAGCGGAAGCAGUUCGUUGCGGAGGUGAACGCAUUGUGCAGAGUCAAUCAUGUAAACCUGAUUGAACUGAUCGGCUUUUGCGAAGAGGGAGAUCGUUGCAUACUGGUGUAUCCAUACUUUCGAGGGGGAAGCCUGUACGAGCGCCUGCAAAGCAAGCAGAGCCUCGGCAAUGCCCAACUUGAGAAGAGUCUUCUGCCGCCGUUGACGCUUGAGGAACGCAUGAGAAUAGCCUUCCAGAUCGCGCUGGCCUUGAACUAUCUCCAUGGGAGCACCAGGCGACCAAUCAUCCAUCGGGAUAUCAAGAGCAGCAAUGUCCUUCUAAGCGACGGCAAGGGAAAUAAGCUUCAUGCCGUUCUCGCAGAUUUCGGGUUGGCGACGAUGGGGGAGAGAGUUUUUGGAGAUGACCAACACGACCUCAUAGAGACGGCCCACAUUAGCGGCACAUUCGGGUACAUGGCCCCCGAGUACCUGCUCAGAGGAGAACUGUCUGAGAAAAAUGAUGUGUACGCGUUCGGAGUCCUCUCUCUCGAACUUCUCACGGGGAGGAAGGCCGCCACACGGGCGCCUUCUGGGACGGAGGGCGUGCUGACGCUGAGGGAAUGGGUCAAGCCAUUCCUUGAGGGAGGGCAGCAGUCUCAGACCAAAGUGCCCCCCUGCGAUCCUGCUCUUGAGAUGCUCCGGGCCUUUCUGGAUCCUUGUCUGAGGGAUGAAGUGGCCGAGGCUUCAACAACAGAGAUGGUUAUGGAUAUGAUCCAGUUGGCCUGGGUGUGCGUCAAGAUGGAGGAUGAUGAGAGGCCCACGAUGAAUGUGGUGGUCCACCGCAUUCAGGGAAUUCUGGAGAAGGCUACAUGUAUUCAGCCAAACAUCUUCAAGUUGGGGGUUGAACAAGCCUAAUAAAGGUGUUUUUUUUUUGUUUUUUUUUUUGGGUGGGUUGGGGGGGGGGGGGGGGAGGAAGGGAGCGGGGGAUAAUCUACCUGUUUUGUGUUUGUUUGCACCGCACCUUAUAAAUGCCAAAAAAAAAAAAACCUGCCUGAAAGGCCGUCCUGUCCAGAUUUGACAGGUACUUGGAACUAGCCUAAUUUACUGUGGUGACCGCUGUGUCUCCUCCUUCAGGGUGGGCCGGUGAUGCCCUCCUCGCUAGGGGGACGCAGAAGCAUUUGCCAACGGACACAGGGGCCCGUUUCCCAGCUUGUAUAAUAAAGUUUGUUAUUUAAA